This is a messenger RNA of Rhinichthys klamathensis goyatoka, 1790 nucleotides long. RefSeq names its product one cut homeobox 1 (gene onecut1). Gene Ontology annotation, biological process: regulation of transcription by RNA polymerase II. Gene Ontology annotation, molecular function: RNA polymerase II cis-regulatory region sequence-specific DNA binding; DNA-binding transcription factor activity, RNA polymerase II-specific. Gene Ontology annotation, cellular component: nucleus. The record is from RefSeq and is a predicted model, not a curated record. The transcript is spliced from 2 exons. Bases 380 to 1750 code for a protein of 456 amino acids. NCBI's taxonomy places the organism in Eukaryota, Metazoa, Chordata, Actinopteri, Cypriniformes, Leuciscidae.
UUUUCUAUUUAAUAGCAAUGGGGUGCAUCUUCCUUAAUAAGUGACGUCAAAGGAGCCGGGAUCAGCGCGCAUGCGCGGGGAAGCGGAGCGGCAGCCGCAGCACGGAGCAGUGCGCGAAACAACAGCAGACAUGGCAAGAGAUGGCGAGGGACGCGAGCACACCGACACCAUGCACUGCUGAAGGGACGGGGGCCUUAACAUUACAAAAAAAUUACAAAACUUUAUAAAACAUAGAAAAAGCGAAGAAAAAAAUCAGAAAAGGAAGCAAAGAAAAAAAAAGAUAUUCAAGAUAAGAACAGAACUUUUCCAAUGAGAGCACUUCUGUGGACACUGCUCCGCUAUAUCAGAUAGAUGAUUUGUCCACACGCUUGCACGUAUAAUGAACGCCCAGCUGUCGAUGGAGAACAUUGGCGAUCUGCACGGAGUGAGCCAUGAACCGGCGGAUCUCAUGACCGGAGACAGCGCUCAUCACAGGAGCCAUCGGAGCAGCCUGUCAGCCCAUGCGCGCUCCAUGGGCAUGGCAUCAAUCCUGGACAGCGGCGACUAUCAUCACCACCGGCCCCCGGAGCACCCCGGGCUCGCCACGCACCUGCACCCGGCCAUGAGCAUGGCGUGCGAGGCUCCCCCCGGGAUGAGCAUGAGCAGCACCUACACAACCCUCACCCCGCUGCAGCCCUUACCGCCCAUCUCCACCGUCUCCGACAAAUUCCCGCACCACCAUCAUCACCACCACCACCACCACCAUCAUCACCCGCACCAACGGAUACCGGGGAACGUCAGCGGGAGCUUCACCUUGAUGAGGGACGAUAGGGGUCUAGCCCCGAUGAACAACCUCUACUCUCCCUACCACAAGGAUGUGGCCAGCAUGGGACAGAGCCUGUCGCCUCUGUCGGGAUCCGGACUGAGCGGCAUUCACAACUCCCAGCAGGGGCUGCCGCCCUACGCGCACCCCGGGGCCACCAUGCCCGCCGAGAAGAUGCUCACACCUAACGGAUUCGAGGCACACCACCCCGCGAUGUUGGCUCGACAUGGGGAGCAGCACAUGAGCGCGUCUUCGGCGAGCAUGGUGCCGAUCAACGGCAUCCACCAUCACCCGCACGCCCAUCUCAACGCCCAGGGCCACGGGCAGGUGCUGGGCUCCACUCGGGAGCAUAACCACUCCUCCGCGCCCGGAUCGCAGCUGAACAACGGCAGCAAUUCGGGCCAGAUGGAAGAGGUCAAUACCAAAGAAGUGGCCCAAAGAAUCACCACGGAACUGAAAAGAUACAGCAUUCCGCAAGCCAUCUUUGCCCAGAGGGUGUUGUGCCGCUCGCAAGGGACACUUUCGGACCUGCUCCGGAACCCUAAGCCCUGGAGCAAGCUCAAGUCUGGUCGGGAAACCUUCCGCAGGAUGUGGAAAUGGUUGCAGGAGCCUGAGUUCCAGAGAAUGUCAGCGCUCAGGCUCGCAGGUGAGAGAACAAUAGCAUGCAAGAGAAAGGAGCAGGAGCACGGUAAAGGCGAGCGGGGGAGCCUCUCCAAGAAGCCCCGGCUGGUCUUCACUGAUGUCCAGCGUCGGACUUUACAUGCAAUAUUCAAAGAGAACAAGCGCCCGUCCAAAGAGUUACAAAUCACCAUCUCUCAGCAGCUGGGCCUGGAGCUCGCCACCGUCAGCAACUUCUUCAUGAACGCGCGUCGACGGAGCCUUGAUAAGUGGCUGGACGACGGCAGCUCGGCCAACUCCUCCUCCUCCAGCACUUGUACCAAAGCAUGAUGGAGUAAUGGCUGCAUUAUGGGAAAAGAAAAAAACAAAA